Molecule: messenger RNA, 9120 nt
Organism: Phyllotreta striolata
Lineage: Eukaryota; Metazoa; Arthropoda; Insecta; Coleoptera; Chrysomelidae
Source: the annotation of a GenBank genome assembly
CGUGUGUAUGCCGGCGGUCACAGUAGGCCUCCGAAGCAGUCGCAUCGAAGACGUGAACGCAUCGUCAAGGUCACGCAUUCACACACACACACACACACAAACACAUACACGAAGUCACGGUUUUUUCAGAGCCAUGGCACCUCGUCGGCACCUAGCGCAAGUUCAAGGCCUGAUCGGCGAUGAGGUCGGCAGCGGCGUAACCAGGUGUUGCGUACCCACGGGAGAGUGCCUGCGCGCCCAACAGAACAUGAACAACAACGAUCACAUGUUAAUAUCUUUGGACGAUCUCCGGGACACGGUGCGAGUCACUUGUAAUAAUGAAUUAUGCACGGCGGGCCGGUACAUGCACCGGGAGUGUUUCGAUCAGUGGGAACAAUCCGUUUUGAGUUAUUUGAAAACCUGCGGCAGAGCGCGUUCGUGGUCCGAACGGCAAAGGCACCAGAACCUUUGGACCAAGAAGGGCUACGAUUUGGCUUAUAAAGCCUGUGCGUGCAAGUGCGGACGUGGACAUCUGAAAAAGGACUUGGACUGGAUGCCUCCGCCGCCAACUAGUAACAUUUUCGGUCGGAUCGAAGAGGUCGAUACCGGUAAAAAGAAAAAGCGAAAGAAUAAAAAUAACCGGCCAUCGCUUACCAUCAGCAGCAGCCAACCCAUUGGUAACGAAGUCCGGGCCAGGACCGGCAGUUUGUCCUGUUCCAGUACCGGUUCUUCCAGCCCGCCUACGUCUGGAAGCGAGCCCAGCAUUUCACCGAUCCAUGCCCAUUCCAAAAAGAAGAGCAAAGUCGAAAUCCACGAACGAAUUCGCAUCGGAGGUGGAGCUAAUGGCAUCUUCACGAGACGUUUGGACUUCAGCUCUUUCAAUGCGUUACCAAAAAACAAAUUGAACUCCUAUCAGAUUAAGACGGAAGACGAAGGUAACCACGGCAACGACGAUACUCGGUGCUUCAUACUCUCCACUUUGGCGUCGCAGGGAAGAUCGAAGGUGCACUGCGUGCUGUGCGCCGAGCAGUUGCUGGUCUUCGACAGAUAUCCCUUGGUCGAUGGAACGUUCUUCUUGAGCCCGCGACAACACGCCUCCAGCUGCAUCGAAGUGAAGGUAGAAGGUCGUACCCAGUUUCUGACAGUAGUCUGCAUGGGUUGUUUGGACGGAGUAAACGGCCGAGCCAUCGUGUGCAGGUUCUGCAAACAGAAAUGGGACGGCUCGUCCUUGGUCCUAGGCACCAUGUACUCGUACGACAUAUUCGCGGCGAUGCCAUGUUGCACCGAACGGAUAAAAUGCAAUUCGUGCUACAAACCGGUCCUGUUGCCGAACCAACGGUUGAACUUCUUCAGCGAUUACAGUCACAUGGUGCCCUGUCCGCAUUGCCGCACGUUGGACACGCACUUCGUGAAGCCGUUGGGCUUCUGCUACGGCCGUCAGUUGUCCAGGCCGUUGCAGGUGAUGUGGCCAUAGCACGUGGCCCCCCGAGUCGUGACCAAGGACCCACCGACGCCGCCAUCGCCGCCCGAUCCGAAUCCCAUGGAUCUCGAUUUGGGUUUGUUGUGGCGCGAACUGGCGGGCCUGCGACUCGACGAGUUUUGCCGGUUACAGCUCACGCGAGCACGGUAGACUUCCCCUUAGUUUUCUUUGUUAUGUUGUUGCAUUUUUUAUUGUUCUCGGAUGGAUUUGCGAUGUCGCCGGUUUAAAGAGCACGCCGAAAUGUUAAUGGUACAUCUAAUUUCUGUAUAGGUGUAUUUAACAUAUUUUUCGUUUUUAUUUUUCAUCGACUAAUCCCACUCUCCUCCAUAGGUGUAUCUAUGAAUUAACGAUUUGCUAUUUGCAAUUUCGUUGGUUAUUGUGGAUAUUUUUAAGUAGCGAAUUUUAUUUUAAUAAUUUUAUUAGUGUCGAAAAUUAACUAACAAAAUUGGACUGACGAAUUUCGUAGCAUUCCAUGACAUUUUAGAAAAUUUUUUAACAUUUAUUUCUUCAUUCACCUACUUCUAGUUUAAUUUUACCCGGGUGAGUUUUAGAAAGUUCAAACAAUUUCGAAAAUUUCAUUCAUAUACAAUUUAAUUCCUAUCGAAUGGAGAGGUAUCUUCAUUUUUGUUGAAGGUACACUACUGUUUUAUUAGUAGGUAUACAAAUUAUUUGAAACAAAAUUGGAAUUAAUUUGAUAUUUUUUUAAUAACAUACGAAACUCGUUUCAUAAAUAGAAAAUUGAAUUCGCGACAUCGUAAAUUUAGACUGUAACUUUUUUUAUCGCAUUUAUUUUUAGGUAGGUCCAUGGUAUUUCGCGUUUCGGUUGGCCGAAUCGCGAACUUUGGGCCCUUUCCUUAGAUAUGUGUACUAUAUAAAACCGUUAUGUUAUUAGUUUAUUGUAUAUGUUUGUUAGUUUUUAGUGAAUUUAUAUUCGAAACUUGAGUCUUUUUAUAUAAAGAGAAAUUGAAAGAAUUGUGAUUAUAACGUUAUCUUUUUUAAGUUUAACUCGAAUUUUGCGACGCAAAAGCAGGUCUACGUCAGAAAAAUUUAAAGACGCUGACGAUAAAUCUAUAAAAAAAGCAAUCCCUCUUUUGUGUUUCUUUUAGGUACAUUUUUAAUGUUAGAAUUUGCACCUGUGUUGGUUUUUUACGGACUUUACUUAAAUAUUUGUAAGUAAACAGUAUAAUAAUGAUUAAAAUAACAUAAAAUUGCUGUGUCCCAAUAACUAGUGAUAGGUGUGAGAGGCGCCCGAAGUGGAGGCGUGUAUGACUGGAGUGUGAGAGUAUCCUGUUAAUCGUUAAUCAAUGUUUGUGAUGGGUUUGAGGGCAUGUACGCGUGACGACUUUACGGGCUAUUCAAUUUUCCCCAACUCAAAACCCUUUAUAUUAUUUCUUUUUUCAUCUAAAUACUUGAACAGUUGGAGAUCUGGCUUGAAUUGCGUACAGUCUUCGCACCAUGUUAGGUUUUUAUUUGGGUUAUUUUGAAGAAAUUAGUAUUCUUGUCCUGGUAUUGAUAUGUAUGCAAGGGAAUUGGUCCUUGUAGUCGUCACGUGAUUUACGGUUCAGGGACGGUCGGUCUCCCUGCAGAGAAUAGCACACACUGCCACAUCAUCAUUUAGCACCAGUUUCUAUCUUAAAUUCAGUCAGCGCAUCGACCAUCAAGGUAAACGAAUUUCAAAAAAAAAAUAAUUUAAAAUUAUUUAUUUAUUAUUUUCUAGGAGUUUUUUUUAGAAUAUACUUUAUUGUUUAGUUGAAUUUUUUUAUAUUAUUAUAAUAUUAAGUUUUUAAAUGUUUAUAUUAGUAUUUUUUUCGUAGUCUUUCAUAGUUUAGGUGCGUUUUUUUUGAAAGAUCUUUUUUUAGUAAAAGGGUUAUUUAACUAGUGAAUAAUUUUAUUUAAAUAUGUUUUGCCAAUGUGUUAUUUAUCUGUAUUUGGUUGUGUCUCUUUUAUUUCAAAUUUUAUUACACAAAGUGGUUCAAAUUUUUUUUAAAUAAAAAAUUGGAAUUUUCUCCUUUAAACAUCACUUUGAUUUUUCACUUGAAGUACACGUAAAAAUCGUUAUCAUCUUGCAAAUAUUACAGUAGAAAUGAAAUUUUAGGGGGAGAAUCAAAACAUUCGUUCGACGAAUAAAUCAUUUUGUUUCGAGUCUUUUAGCAUCGCUUUCGUUUUUGUUGUUCUGAUUUUAUGAUUGUUACAAAAACUCAAAAAUCGCGAAUAUAUUUUUGUUGGGUCUUACCUUGACUCGGAGAAAAUGACUGCAUCUAAGAUACAUUCGCUGCACCCGAAGCCUUUUCAAGAAACGGACGUACAAAGUACCACUCAGCCGCUCAGUUAUCCGCAAUUACCUCAAAACUGUAAAAAAAAUGAAUUUCUGAUAGUAACGUUAAAAUAGGAAAUAUUACGUCGAGGCGUUAUUAUCAGCUAGUGGAUUUAUUAGAAGAUCCGUCCGUUGCGAAGCGAACGUUCGAGAUAUUGAACAUUUACUGCCUAAAACUAACGAAGUAGCCGUUCGACAUUCGCUUUCAAAUUAUAUCAAUUCGACAAUAAAAUGAACGGGCGUUCGCUUUCGCAGAAGACGGAGCUUUUUUCUUCGAAAUAUAUUAACACCAAAAUCUCCGGGUAGAUUCGGUGUUGUACUUGUUUCACGAGAUGAAUGUUGUUUUUACUGAAGAUGCAUGUGGCGGAAUUAGGAAAUUGCUUCAAGUACAAACCGUUCGUUACUUUUGCAAAUUUUAUAUAAUAAAAAUAUUUAACAUAUAAUCUAUUGUUGAGGGUAAAAUAAUUCCUAUCUCCGUGUUUUUUUUUUAGCCAAAGCAUUUAGUUCGCGUUUCUUUUUAAAUCUAACUUAUAUCGACCGACUUGAUACAAAAAAAAUCUAAUGUUGCGCGUGUGUGAGCGAGCUUAAGUAAACGUAUAAGCGUAGCGUUAUCCUUUAAGUAUAGUCCUUUAGUAGUAGUUAGUAGAGUGCUGAAGGUUGCUUUUAUUUCGUUCGCUUCACAUUUCCCGCUACUAUAUCCCUUCUGUACGACUAACAUCUUACUACAUUUGCUCGUUACAGGAGUUUUAUUACUAAAAUUUUCUUAAUUGGAUAUCUACAUGCAAAUAUAGGGAAUUAUGUAUAACGAUAAUGUGCGGGGAAUGUGGUUAAAAGUGAUGUUUCUAAAUUUUGCAACGGCGAUGAGCACUCUAUUUCCUGCAUGCACCCCACUCGCUUUGCUCUAACCAGACUCUAGGAUGUAGAAAGAGACAGAAAUUAAAAUAAAACAGCUUCAUUAUAAAACGAGGCCUAAUUUGACGGUCUAAAAGUUUUCUAAUUGCGAGAGAAUCAAUCGUGUCUUUUUCUCUGAAAGAAAAUAUGUACAUAAAUUUUUCGAAAUCGAUAAAAAUAAAGUUAAGAUUAAAAAAAAAAAGCUAUUUAAGAGAGAAAGAAUUGUCGAAAGCGAUAGAAAUCCCCCCAUUUUUUUUGUCUAAUGUUGUUUAUUCGUUUCCACUUUUUUCAAAUUGGUAUUAACGAUAAUUGUAUGUCGAUUUAAUCGUAAGUCUAGUGCGUAGUCGUUUUUUACAAGGAUAAAAAUUUAAAAAAUACGAAUUUCUAGGUGUAAUCGUUUUUUGAAAAGAGGCGCGGCACCCCAAGCUGGUGCGAGGACCAAAUCGGUGGCUGCCAGAGCUCGACUCAUUCUACUACGAUUCCCGCGGGAAUUUCUUAAAUUGAUUCAAUUUUUUAGCCGGUCCUGCGUCCUCCGUCCGCGAACACGAUUCGACCACCCUAAACUACUCACCACAAAAAAGACUGCACUCUUAUCUAAAACACUCUGUAUACAGGGUGGUCUUUUUAAUCAUCUAAAUGAAUUAUUUUUUUCAAUAUAAAACAGUAUUAAUAAGCAAUAACUUAACGUGAGUAUUUUGAUCGUUUAUUCAGUACUAAAUUAUAAAUUUAGCAAUCGAAUAUAAUAGAGCAAUAAAUAAUGUGUCCUAAAGUUGGUCGAAUCGUGCGCGCGCAUAAAAAUCAUGUUGAUAAGGCUGUCGAUGCACAAUAUUUAACACACGAGGCGCAAUCAGGGUAAGGGUCGUAUCGUAGAGCACCACUAUAUGUAAUUUAGAGUAGCUUGGCUGCAAGUAGAUAAUGAUAUGUAAUUUGUGUGUGUCAUGCUUUUGUCGCUAGCGAUUUUUUCGUACAGCCUGCCGUCGAUCACGGGAGCACCGUCGAAUCGUUCGUUCGUUAAUCGUUUGGCUGGAAAUCAUCGAGAAUCGAACCCCGAGAGUUUAAUAAAUUGAAACGAUUCGCGUUGAGCGCUAAUUUCGCGUGGAAAAGCAGUAUUAAUUGGUGGUGUUUCGUUGAUUUCCGGUACUUAAUAUGUAAAAAAAUAUGAUCAAAAUUGUACAUUAAAAAUUGGCGAUAGCGUUUACCCGAAAGUAAUAAUGAAACUGAUUCAAGAAUUUUGUGAUAUAUAUUUUUAUACAUGGAGAAAUUUUUAGCGUUAGACGUAGGGACCGCCCGGAUUUCUUAACUAUUUUUUCUAAUUGGCUCAAAAAUGAAUUCGCUGACGAGAAAUAGACGGAGUGGUUCCGUCGAAGUGUGAUCGCAAAUUUCGUAUUGUUAGGGACAAAAAUUGGUGAUAAAUUUUUUAUAAAAAAAUCUAUUGGAAAACGUCGAAAAAAAUAUAUCGGAUCGAAAAUAUUUUAUACGGCAAAUAAAUGUGUAUAACGAUUGGUAGAAUUUAAGAAUUUUUCGUAGGAUUAAGGUCGUGGACGUGAUUUUUUUUAGUUAAUUACCCCGUGAUCGAACGGCGCUCUCGUUGCUUUUGCGUUUUCGUGGUCAUGGAAUUCAGAAAAAUACACUUACCCUUUGGUUUUGUAUGACUUGUGUGUGCGUGUAUAUUAAUUCGCUCAUUUCGUACAGUUUUCUUUUUGUCGACUUAAAUAUAUUUACUUAAAAAGCAAGAAGUUUCUUAAGUUUCGCGAAAAACUGUACAGAAAUUGAACUCGUUGAUUUGGAUUGGAGCGAUUUCGUUUAUACCAUGAUAUUUGCUAAGUAAUUGAGUUCCAAUUGAAAUGCUUAUUGAUUUCGCAUGAUGAAGAUGAUUCUGGAUAUUGGACUAUGUGAGUUGUAACGAUUAAAUGAAACAAAUCACUUGCUUAGCUAACUCAGAUGUAAAUUUGGUCUAGGAAUAUUUAAAUAGGUACAUUUCACUUGUGACUAAUAUUAAACAAUGAAUGCUUUAUUCUACUAAUAUUUGCAUUAAUAAGAAAAUAUAAAAUAUAUUUCCGAAAGUAAAUUUAUAGUCUAUAUUGAGAGUAUUUCAUGAAAAAUAUACAAUAAAUAUUUAUAUAGAAUUGAGUAUUGGUAGAAUAAAGUGGAAGAGUAAAAAUAAAAUAGCAAAUGCUUUAGGUUUUUGUUUUAGUAAAAGUGUUGAUCGUUAUUUCGUUAAAUUCCGUUCAGAUAUUUUCUGAAUACCAUUGGCCGAUUUUUUCCUAUCAGAGUACAAAUUUUUCAUAAUAUUAACACCUAUAAUUAUUAAUUAAUUAAUUAACAAAUUAACCAUGUUUUCGGUGUUGUAGUCUUGUGAGGAGAAUACGCUAUUUUAGCGGCCGUUGUAGAAGUUAGCCGCUAAAAUGCCCCCUCGCUGGUUUUUUCAUUAAACAUAUUAUCAUUAUGAUAUCUGACGAAGGAGACGAUGGCACGCUACCACUGAAAUUCGCACAAUAAAUAACCAAAAAUUUCUACUUAACAUAUUAUUGUUUGGGUGCAAAAUAACCAACCGGUUUAGCCAUUCUUCUAAGCAGUAAAAUAUGAGCGUUAAUCGAUGAGGUAAUAUUUGAGUAUUUCAACUCUAAUUUUAUAAAAAUUGUUUGUUGUUAAAUUUGUGCCAUUUAUUUAAAUGAUGCUCUUAAAAAAUUAUACGAUUUGCCUAUAAAAAAAGUAUCAUUUAAGAAACCACUGCUUUCGUUAUCGGUUGAAGCAUGCGUUAAAUUGAUAGAACAAUAUCGAAUUUUGGGUGGCUAGUGCGUCGUUCUCCUAAGGAAUCAUUUUAUUAUUAUUAUUAUAAUUAUUAUUAUUAUUGGAAAGUUGAAAGUUUGAGAAGGUAGUUUAUGUAUGUUUAUAGCGUACUGUAGUAGCGCGGUGAAAAAAAGGUUCAGGAAGGGGAGCAGAGGACCGUGCCUGCGCUCUGCAUUACCUGCUCUAUAGUCCCAUUUUAGUUUUAGGGCCGGUAUUACUUUAGCAGAGCGAGGAGCAGGUCAAUUGUUUUAUCGAUACGAUAUCGCUGUUGUUUUUCUUACUCAGGGCAGCCAGCGGACCCGCGCGGACAUCCAUACGCAACGAUAAUUGACAUUCCAAAAACGAAAAGUGCAUUGUAAAUUACGAAUUGGGCGCAUAAAUCUCGGUCGAAACCCUUUGUCGUUCCGUCGUUAACCCAUGUAAAAUUUAACAACCCCCGAAUCGCGCGUAACCGACCAUAAAUUUCGCUAAACGUUAGCGCACAACUCAUAAACAUAAAUUUUAAUUUCCAAUAUAUUUAAUGGAUUUCGGCAAGGGUCCAAGAACGUUACAAAUCAUAUGGUGAUUACUGAUUGAGUACAAAUGCUGCUCCCCUAUCCCGCACCGAUUUUAUUAUUAUUAUCAUUAUGAUUAUUAUUGAUAAUUAAAUCAGAGUUUAGCAAUUGAGCAAUAUCAUCAGAGGUUUAUGUAUUUUUUAGUUUUUUCGUUUCGUUCGGUUUUCGAUGAGCCUCGACUUCGUUUCGAUUAACAUUGUAUCAAACUUGUAACAAUUACUAACAAAUUUUCUAUAUUUUAAAUCCAUUCAACUCUACUAUUUGUUGAAAUAAUCCUAAUUUACAUUCCUUAAAAACUAUCUCCUAAUCUUAGAAAAAGUCUACUAAAUUGUACUUUGUCGAAAAAGGAUUAUGCCUUAACAUUUACUUAAGCUUUGGGUUGAAAUAAAUAUAUAAAGUUUACCAUAAAUAAAUAAUGUUGCGAUCAAAUAAAAGCAAUAAUUUUUGUUUUUACAUCAUAUCGAAAUGAACGUUGCGGUUGCAUCUCAACUACAAUUCCGGUGGAAUUUGUGCACAACGACGACUCGAAAGCAAUAUGUGCCAUAAAAAGGAUUAAUACCAAAUAAAAAAGUCGAUGCGCGCAAAUUCAGUCGGGACAAUUUCAUCAAAUUUAUUCUUACUAAAACAAUGUAUUUAUAAAAAAAACUACUAGAGUACCUAUUAAGGAGGAAAUGAUUUGUUAAAACGCCAGGAACUUCCAUAAGGUUUAUUGAAGGUUUUGAUAUUGAUUUCGUUAAUAUUCUGCGACCUUCAAUGAACGAACUUAGAUUUGUAAAUUAUCUAUUUGUAACUUUAGGCUAAACGCCACAUCGAAUUCGUUCAAUCUCUCAAACAACUUCAAUCAGAAUUUUAUACUAAAUGUAUAGCGCAUUUUGCCCGGAUUGGUCUGAAAGAACCGUUUUCGGUUUCGUGAAAUUGUAUUUAUUCAAUUCGAACGCAGAUUGGACGACGUCGACAGGGUAUUGAGUAUGUGGAGAUGUUUUUAUAUGCGUGAAAAAUUUGAUAUCAAUAUAAUAUAUGAAAUGAUCGAGCUUUUGACGGCUUUUUAUAUAUGUAAUACAAUGGGAUUUACAAAGUUUUAAGACGUAAUAAGUAUAACCAUUGUCUAAAAA